AUGCAAUCUUUCACACUUCCAACACUCCUUCUGGCUCUGGUUGCAUCCGUGCUGUUGUGGAAAGUUGUCAGCGGUAAGCUGUGGCUAUCUGUUGGUGGAAUUGGCUUUUUCCCCAGAAAUAACGGCCAUCUGCUACCUAUAGCAAUAUACAGUGUAUCCGUCACCGUUGGCAAGCUUGGCGUUUCUGUCAGCUCGGUUGGAGUGGCCCUUCGUCCUUCUCGACCGUUUAUUCGUGUCUGUGUGGACGGACUGACUGUUACCAAGUCGAAGUCUUCGAAACAACGAGUUUCUGCCCAGUCUUCCUCGUCCUCAAGCAGAGUACCAUUAAUGUUCCUGUCCUUGCUCGACUACCUGGUCUACUGGGUCCCAGAGACGAUGCUUUUGGUUUCCAACGUGAAGUUCAACGAGAUGGAAGUCCAAUCAGCAGAAAUCCGUCUCUCAAAGACUCAUUUGCUCCGACUCCAUGUUUCUGCUGCCAAAAUAGACUUCCGCCAUGAAUCGCUCCAUGGCCACGUAUCUUCCCUUUCUGUGGAAGCCACAUCCUCCAUUAGACUUAGACAAUUCCGUCCAAACGCAAAUAUCGUCGUUCAGAACGGUUUCCUGGCCAUUGAGUCCGUCCCCGUGAAAGUCCAGUUCACCGCCUUGAAAUCCAUCGUUACUCCGGACUCGGCCAGUCUGAGCCUGACCAACAUCGUUUCCAAAGAUCUUCUCGACCUUCCCGAGAUCAGCUAUACGCUCAACUUUGCCGAAAUGGUCUCGAAAGUGGAAUUACCGUCGGUCUCUGCAAAAAUAUCACUCUCUUUGAUAUUUGUGCUACUAUCCACCUUUAUCAAGCCAUAUGCCUCCAAAUCGUCAAAGUCGUCGCAAAACCCUCCUAAGUUCGUUUUUCUGCUUCACAAUCUCGACCUCGAGCUGGUGCUGGCCAACGAUUUCCACGUCCGUGUGCUUCUGGAGCAAACCUCCGUCUCGUCCACCACGGCCGUUGUGCAGAAAGUCGUGCUCCAGAUCGAGCAGCACCAGAAGUGGCAGCGACUGCUCUCUAUCCAGGACUCGCGCGCAGAAAUAGCUGUCCCCGUGGAAAUCUCUAUUGGAUUCAUCAAGGCGUCCAUUCCGCACGAGUUCCUCAUCUACAAACUGUUUGACAGCAUCACCAACACCAUCAAGACGCUCAAACAACACCUGUACACGCUUAAAACGGGCGACGAGUCGCUGGUGAUCGAGCCAAAGGCCAAACCGCCGAUUCUGAUCCCAGAACUCCGGUUCCACGCCAAAAUGGUGGCACUCUGUUUCGAGGCCGACCCGUUCGAGACCCAGCUCGCCAUGGCGUACCAGCUGGGCAAGGUCGAGCAGCGGUCGCGACUCGCCAAGCUGGACUAUCUCGACAACCCAGAGUUCCUGGGAAAAGUGUACGAGAACAUAUCAACUUCGUGGGUCAGUCUCGUCAAGGAGUAUACCUCCAAAUUGGCAGCUACCAUCGCCCAGAACAGCAGUUUCCUGGAAGGAACAGACACCAGUCUGGCUUCUACGAAUGCUCCUGUUCUGUCAUUGUACCUGGAAUCGCUCGAGCUCAAGCUUGCACAGCCCAAACUGCCCUGUUCGCUGCCUGACUACAUAAACCGGGUCGGCAAGGGCAUUCCCCACGAAACCGAGUACACGACGCUGGUGCCGCUGCAUGCCGACCUGUCUGUGGGCCAAGUGCGGGCCCAUCUGAUGGACCUGCCGCUGCCGUUGGCGUAUCUGCCGUGGAGCUCGGAUAAGUCCACCGGGUUGCAAAUUACAGGCAAUCUCGUGCUACUGGAACAGCUGGGCGGUGACUGGCGAUGGGUGGACGUGAAGAUCAACGAGUCCACGUCGAUGAAGAUCCCGCGGUCGUUGUCGAGCAUGAAAACGCUGCUGGAGCUGGACGCGGUGGUGAAAACCGACCAGACCAUGCUUCUCACCUGGGGAGCAGGCAUUCAGCCCAUACUACGGCAACUGUCUCUCUGUGUGGACAGUUUCAGCAAGCCCAAGAUGGAUCCGAGUCCGAAACUCGGAGUCUGGGACAAGAUCAGGUACAUUUUGCACGGGUACGUGAACCUUGUGUGGGCCACAGACGCAGACCUGCGUAUCAACCUGAAAGGGUCGAUGGACCCGUACGAGAUUUUUGGGCCCGCGGCCGGGUUUUCGUUUGUUUUCCGCAAGAGCGUGCGACUCGAGCUCAACAACCCGCACAACAACCCGUCUGAUUUCGUUGUUGUGCGCGCCAAGGAGACGUAUUUCGGCAUCGCGAACCACAGCGGAGAAAAAUUGCCGUGCUGGUGCGCCCAAACUCCGCUCUACUUAUCGCGCGCGUCUAAAAAUCCUCUAUCAACUUCGUUAUUUGGCUGCUACCUAAACCCGCAGUUCUUUCAGCCCGUUGCGCCCGUGGUGCGGUUCAAGCAGGCAGUCAGUCUGAAGGGCGAGAUCGAGUUCAAACUCACGUUCGACUUCAACCAGCAGGACGAGUCCGUGCAACCAAAACCGCACUACCUGGUCACAAUGGUGCACCCGCCGUGCGACGACAACCACGACUCCUAUGCCGGGUUCCGUACGAGCAACAUCCACAUGGGCAUCCAGCUCGCCACCAAGGACGCAGAAACAAACUCGCUGUACCUGACACCCGUUUCGUUCUCGUACUUUACGCAAUGGUUCAAGCUCUUUGGCAACGGUAUCUCGCUGCCCAUCAGAAACGGCUCGUUGUUCCAGAACAACCCGGAGUCUGUCAAGUUUGGGUCGCAUCUCCACUCUUUCGGCUACCAGUUCGACGUCAAGCCGCUGUAUCUGUUCCACGGCUACCGUAUGGACCUUGACGACAAGGAAAAUCAGACGGUCUUGGGUUUCAAGGGCAAAGUGGACGGGUUCCAUUUGGAGUUGAACCAGAACAAGGAGCCCAUGGUGCUGAAGAACGAGACCCUGCAUCGACAGGUGAAACUAAUGAAGAUGAAGUUCAGUACGGGCCGGGUCGAGUUCAAAGACGUUGACGUGCGUGUUUUGGUAGCAGCGGCAGAAAAGCUCGAUGGCGAUCAGUUUCCAACCAACUGUCACUCCUGGUUCGACCGCGAGGACCUGGAGGAACAGAACCUGCCGUCUUUUGGUACCGUCUCGGCCAAUUACCUGCAUUUGUUCCAUUGCAUGGACAUGGCGUUUUCUAUGGAUAACGCUGCCAAGGGAUUCACCAACGUCGUGGAGGUGGAGCAGCCGCUGAUGCGCUGGAACACCUCGCUGCGGAACAAAGUGUUCCAGUACCUGCAUCGUGUUGGGUUCCGAAACUCGUAUACCUACUACUCGAGCUACCAUUCGCUGAAAGUUGCCGAGCAGAAUUGCAACCGCAACAAGACCGUGACCGAUUCCGAGGACUCGGUCAGUUUUUCGAGCCGCGAGUUGCGAAUCGACAACUUCAACGACGACAUUCGCGAAAUCAGUAACUCCUCCAGGAAUCUGAUCCCCAUGGACGACUUUCUGAUCAAAAUUAAACGGCCACAGAUCCAGCUGAUUGAGAACGAAGAAGCCGACUUUUUUAUGUUGCUGAGCACUCCCGAGAUCAACAUCAGCGUCAUUUCGAUCAGCGACAAGAAAACUUUGGACAACGUUUCGUCGCAGCCUGUGGAGCGGCGGCUGGGGUCGGUUUUGCACGACACUGACGUUUUCUUGCUGGACCGGUCGGUUUCGACUGAAAACGCCAACUUUUACGGAUCCACCAAUAAUUGGCCCCUGUUUCUGCCCGAACCGCCAGAGAAGUACAAGAUCUUGUCCAGGACGUCGAUGUUGGUGAGAUAUGACAAAAUCAGCGGUCUGGUCAGCGAUAAUAUCCGCGACAAGCUCAUGUUCAACAUGGAGCGGCUGGAAACAAAACUGGACUCGGAGCAGGCCCGCGCUUUGUACUCGCUCGUCACCAAACUCCUGCUCUACUCGGAGCCCAGGUCCAAGAAAUUGGAUGACGCAGUCAAGGAGAUGGUCAUGGUGACCGACUUUGGCAACCUGGACGCCAUUUUCAAGCGAGUCCGUGUCAUUGCAGGACAACUACAGUACCUGGACAAACCGUCGUCUUUGCGGAACAAGCUGCUGAUCGAGCUGUAUACCCGGAUGCGAGUUUUAGUGAAAGGCGGCGGCGAUGAUAGCGAGCUUGAAUGGAUAUUGAAAGCUGGGUCUAUAAAGAUGGACUUUGCCGACCAGAACCAGACAUUUUUGCGGCUGGAAAUUGUCCAGGGAGAGUUCAAGCGUGUUGCGCUGUCUGACGGGACAACUGUCAAUAGGGUUUCUGUGGGUACGUUGCAAGCACGCAACAUGGAUAAGGCGAUAUUCCCCGACCUGCUUUCUGGAAUGGAGUCCAGCGACAUGGUGGACAUCUCGUGGACAAUGGCAGAUCCGAUUGGCGGGAUCCGUGUGGCCAAGAACGUGGAAAUCCGUUGUUCUCCGAUCAAGUUCGGACUCGAAGAAGAUGUUGGCCGUCGUGUAAUAGAGUAUAUGAUGGGAGACAACGAGAGCGAGGAGAUUGACGAGAAAACGGACACUUCGGACAACAAAGACGUCACCACGUCGUCGGGGCUGAUGAUGAGCCGUUCGAAGCAAAAUUUCUGGUUCCAGGCCAUUCAAAUGGAGCCUAUUCUGCUAAGCAUUUCGUUGCGUGCAAAGGGAUUGAAGAAACUUUUGAAUGUGACUGGGUUUGAGCUUUUGUUGCCCCCAUUGGAGCUGUCCAACAAGCUCUGGGCGAUGGAAGACCUGCUCGACCAUCUGAAGAAGUACAUUUUGCACUGUCUCAAGAUCCAUUUCGGCAAGAUCUUAAAGCACAAGCUGACACACUGA
Ogataea philodendri is the source of this 4821-nucleotide messenger RNA. RefSeq lists its product as uncharacterized. Lineage: Eukaryota; Fungi; Ascomycota; Pichiomycetes; Pichiales; Pichiaceae. The transcript has a single exon. The record is from RefSeq and is a predicted model, not a curated record. Bases 1 to 4821 code for a protein of 1606 amino acids.